AUGAAUAGAGCUUUAAUCUUAACUUUUGUAUUGUUUUUUGCACUUUUUGCAAUUUCAAGUGCAGUAAAUGUUGAAAAUGAUUUUUCAAGUCCAGUAUCUCAGUUUUGUGCAACAUUAAGUGAACUUAAAUGUUGGAUAAAUAAUAUUUGUUUUUGGAGUACAGCAGACAAGAAAUGCAAACCAUUACAUUAA
Molecule: messenger RNA, 192 nt
Organism: Dictyostelium discoideum AX4
Lineage: Eukaryota; Evosea; Eumycetozoa; Dictyosteliales; Dictyosteliaceae
Exons: 2
Coding region: 1-192 (63 amino acids)
Source: RefSeq, a predicted model, not a curated record